Plenodomus lingam JN3 is the source of this 438-nucleotide messenger RNA. The record is from RefSeq and is a predicted model, not a curated record. NCBI's taxonomy places the organism in Eukaryota, Fungi, Ascomycota, Dothideomycetes, Pleosporales, Leptosphaeriaceae.
AUGGGAGACUUGCAAAAGAAACUGCAGGAUCUUUCGGACAGCUAUCAGACGCUGCAAACAGAAUUGUCUACCGCAGUAGAAUCACGUCAGAGGCUCGAGUCGCAACAACAAGAAAAUGCCACAGUGAAAAAGGUAACAUUAAAAUUGCAUUUUUCAACAGAACCUUACUCAUAUAUUGCCAUUCAGGAAUUCGAUAUUCUCGACGAUGAUGCCAACAUUUACAAGCAAAUUGGACCUGUACUUCUGAAGCAGGACAAGGCAGAGGCGGUCAUGGCAGUCAAUGGACGUCUUGAAUUCAUUGAGAAGCAAAUCCAGGAUGUCGAAAAGAAAAUCAAGGGGAUCCAAGAUAAAGCCGAGAAUAUCAAAACAGAGAUCGUCCAAUUGCAACAGUCGGCACAACAGGCGCAACAGGCGCAGCAAGCAGUGAAAGCAUCGUGA